Cannabis sativa is the source of this 1266-nucleotide messenger RNA. RefSeq lists its product as uncharacterized. The record is from RefSeq and is a predicted model, not a curated record. The transcript has 9 exons. Bases 106 to 1038 code for a protein of 310 amino acids. Gene Ontology annotation, molecular function: double-stranded RNA binding. NCBI's taxonomy places the organism in Eukaryota, Viridiplantae, Streptophyta, Magnoliopsida, Rosales, Cannabaceae.
AUCUUUAAGCAGUGAUGAAGCCGAGUCGAGUUGAGUCCGUGGCCUGUGCUUUGCUCAGCUCUGGCGCCAAAAGCUUCAGCUGGGAGAGAGAAGAAGAACAAGGAGAUGGCGUCGUUGGAUACCCAAUUGCACUUUCUCAAUCACACUGAAGCAUUAUCAUUCUCCUCCCUAUCUACGCUCUCCACGCGCCGUCUUUACUCCAACUCAUCUCAAUCUCAACUUUCCUUCUGCACCAAGAAACUCCCUCGCCUCAAAGUCUUAGCCUUUUCUGUUAAGAGAAGCCCUAAGCGUCUCAAAUAUGCAACUCCUCGUUUUACCAAGGAAGAUGAAUUGGUGUAUGUUGAAGUUGAUCCAGCAGGAGCUGAUAGCUGGAAACUGGAACCAGUUGUUGAUCUUUUAAAAGGGGGAGCUGUUGGGGUCAUUCCUACUGACACUGUGUAUGCCUUUGUUUGUGAUUUGAGAAACCACUCUGCCAUUGAGCGACUUCGAAGAAUCAAGAACAUAGAACCUCUGAAGCCCCUUAGCAUUUUAUGCCACUCCUUUCGAGACAUAGAUACAUACACAACAGGAUUCCCUCGAGGUGAUGGUCAAGGCCACACAAGCGUAUUCCGGGCUGUUAAGCAGUGCUUACCUGGACCUUACACCUUUAUCUUAACGGCUAGCAAAGGUUUACCUAAACAGUGCAUAAGGUUUGGGACUACAACUGCAAAAUAUGCUUCGAGGAAAAACGUAGGUGUUCGUAUACCUGAUGAUGCAAUAUGUCAAGCAAUACUAGAGAAGAUGGAGGCUCCAUUGAUAUCUACAAGUGUGAAGAGCUUAAAUGAGAAUGAAUGGAUGCUUGAUCCAGUUGCUAUUGCUGAUACCUAUAGGCCUGAGGGUCUGGAUUUUAUCGUUGAUGCCGGGUUAAGAGUUGCUGACCCCUCAACCGUAGUUGACAUGACGGUUAACCCUCCAAAAAUCAUUCGGCAAGGAAAGGGACCGAAAUUAUCGUGGAUGGCCGCAGAAGAUUACGAUGAAUCGGAUGAAGAAAAACCAUAAAUCACCUUUUCAAUCUGUGUUUGAAAUUAUAAACAUUCAUACCGAUAAACCCUGUGUAAAAAUUCAUCAUAUGUACAGGGGGAAACUGUUUAAGAAAGAGAGAAGUGUAAAUUGUAAAUACAGAUUGGUCAAUAUUAUUGUACCGGUAAAAAACCUUGUAGUUUAAGUAACCCCAUAAGACAGAAGGGUUUGAGUUUGAGUGCACAUAUGAGGUUUCCAUUCAAGAAA